Messenger RNA from Ipomoea triloba (trilobed morning glory), 2630 nucleotides. Its product is annotated as protein IMPAIRED IN BABA-INDUCED STERILITY 1-like. Gene Ontology annotation, molecular function: cyclin-dependent protein serine/threonine kinase activity; ATP binding; RNA polymerase II CTD heptapeptide repeat kinase activity. Gene Ontology annotation, biological process: positive regulation of transcription elongation by RNA polymerase II; protein phosphorylation. Gene Ontology annotation, cellular component: cyclin-dependent protein kinase holoenzyme complex; nucleus. The coding region runs from base 388 to 2325 and encodes 645 amino acids. The transcript is spliced from 9 exons. NCBI's taxonomy places the organism in Eukaryota, Viridiplantae, Streptophyta, Magnoliopsida, Solanales, Convolvulaceae. The record is from RefSeq and is a predicted model, not a curated record.
GGGUAGUGUCUCUCAGCCAUGGCAUUGGCACAUGAAAGUUUGUGCCAGCUACCUCUUAGACUUACUUGUCUUUUACUCUUUUUCUUCUUCAUUUCUUAUUCUCUUUCCUUCCAUAGCACACCACCUCAAAAGGAAUGUUUUGACUCUAAAUGCUGUAAUUUUUUUCUUCUUUUGUGUGUAUAAUAAGUUUCUUUUUGCUAGCCCCAAUGAUUUGAUCAAUUUUCUCUCGAUUCUUGCCGACAUUGUCAAACCCAGUAAACUCUUGAAGACUGAACAACUGAAGAGUCCUCCCUCCCUGCCGCGGAGAAAUCUAGGGGCCGGAAAGAAUGUUGCUGAGAAAUCGGUUCUUGUGAUUUUAUAUAGCGGGAAUCGAUCGGGGGUUUUUUCAUGGGCUGUGCGGCCUCGAAGAAGGCGGUGUCCGUGACGCCGGCGGCUUUUGAUCACUCCGGCUUGCUCCGGAAAGACGACGGCGGCGAUGCCGUCCGGAGCGAUGCGAAGAAAAUGAAGAGGAAGUCUAGGGUUGCGAUGAGCGAGACAGCGAGCUUUAGGCUUGGGAAUAUACAGAAUUAUGCCGAAGCGGAGCAAGUGGCGGCUGGGUGGCCUGCUUGGCUCAGUGCGGUUGCAGGGGAAGCCAUUCACGGUUUGGUGCCGCUCAGAGCUGACUCUUUUCAGACACUGGAGAAGAUUGGUCAAGGUACAUAUAGCACUGUAUUUCAAGCACGUGAUCUAGACAGUGGGAGGAUAGUUGCACUGAAGAAGGUGAGAUUUGAUCAUUUGGAGCCAGGAAGUGUGCAGUUUAUGGCACGAGAGAUAGCGAUACUCCGCAGGCUUGACCACCCAAACAUUAUAAAAUUAGAAGGGAUAGUCGCUUCACAAUUGUCAUGUAGCAUUUAUCUUGUGUUUGAGUACAUGGAACAUGAUGUUUCUGGACUCUUGUCUUGUCCUGAAGUCACAUUCAGCGAAUCACAGAUUAAAUGCUACAUGAAGCAGUUAUUGUCUGGGCUUCAUUAUUGUCAUUCUCGGGGUAUAAUGCAUCGAGAUAUCAAAGGAGCAAAUCUUCUGGUAAAUAACGAAGGAAUCUUGAAGGUUGGUGAUUUUGGAUUGGCAAACUUUUGUAACCUUAGGCGGAGAAAACCAUUGACCAGUCGAGUUGUCACAUUGUGGUAUCGUCCCCCUGAGCUAUUAUUAGGUUCCACAAAUUAUGGAGCUUCUGUGGAUCUUUGGAGUGUUGGAUGUGUAUUUGGGGAACUUCUUACUGGUAGACCUAUUCUUCGAGGAAGAACUGAGGUAGAGCAACUGCACAAAAUUUUCAAGCUUUGCGGAUCACCACCAGAUGAAUACUGGACGAGUUCUAAACUUCCUCGUGCAACUCUUUUUAAACCUCAGCAUCAUUAUGAGAGCUGUAUUUGGGAAGCCUUUAGACAUCUACCGAAAGAUGCAGCCUCCCUGAUAGAAACUCUUCUUAGAGUGGAACCACACAAGCGCGGGACUGCUGCUUCUGCACUUGCAUCUGAGUAUUUUAAGACGAAACCUUAUGCAUGCGAUCCUUCAAGCAUGCCCAAGUACCCACCAAACAAAGAGAUCAAUGCCAGGCAGCGUGAAGAAAUUACAAGGAAGAGGACUGGUGCUAGAGCCCAUCGGCCAAAGACAAUAAGAAAGCUAACUAGAAAACAGAAUGCACUAAGUAAACUGGUACCAGAAGAGAAUGUACCAGUCCAAAACCAAACUGCACGUAAAAGUGAUGGCCCUAUCCUUCAUAAUCACAACAAGAAUGAUAUGGUUAUGAACCUGGAGCAACAUAAGCAAUCAAUUGAUAUGAUGGAAGAGGCUUCCCACACAAGGAAUGUGUCUCAAAGUGAUGUCCCCUUUUCAGGUCCACUUCAGGUUUCUGGAUCAAGUGGCUUUGCAUGGGCUAAGAGACGGUUUGAUGAUUCAUCCCGAAGAUCACGGAGUAGGUCUAGUUCGAAAAGCCUACUGUUUGAGCCAUCAGGUGCAUUAGAACUGAAAAAUAACUCGGGAUCCAAGAGGCAAGAAAAGUGUGAACACAGAAAUUGUGGUGAGACCAAUUCUAAAUGCCAUGAUUUCUGUGAAAAUGGCAUGCAUGCAGAUCCUUGUGAUGCUUCUGAUUGGUAUCUCCCAAAAGAAUUGCCCAUAGAAGUUUAUCUUGAAGAAGAACUGGCUCUCAAGAAGAUGAACUUGCUUGGGGAUCAUGGAGACAGGGUUGAAUAUUCAGGACCCUUGUUGUCUCAGUCACACAGAGUUGAUGAGCUCUUGGAGAAACGUGAGCGCCAGAUCAGACAUGCGGUUCAGAAAUCAUGGUUAUAAAAAGGACCCUGAGAAGCCAAGUGGAUCCCAAAGGGACUCAGUUUGGAUGGAGGGCCUUUGUUUGGUUCGGUGUUUGAAUUUCGGGUUAGCUUAAUUAUUCAUUUUAACCCGCAACUAUUGUGACGUUUUCACAUUUAAUUUUAUGAUUUCACUGGUGUCAUCACAUUUGGUUCUUAGCUCCAGAACCUUAGCUUCCUCUUCUUGUUGAGAAAUGUUUACAAAUGAAUUUGUAAAUGAUGUUUUGAUGGAUACUUUUUUUUUCCUUGUUUACAAAUGACUUUGUACCAUGAUGGAUACUUUUUAUG